AUGCCAGUACAAGGCAUCAGAACGGUAGCUAAGGCCAGGAACGGCGUGGGCGCCUUCAUCCUACAAUGCAAACGUUUGGAUUUCCACUACUGCGACUGGGCUGGUAGUUCGAGAGGCAUGGUCGCUUUCCUGAAACACUCUCUACCCUCCUUCGCCAAAGCAAACCCUCAGAUCGAAAUCCGAGUAUCACCGCGGCCGCACAAACACCCGGUAAUCAAAGGUCACUAUAUCAACGGACGAGAGAAAGCUGUCUGCGUUCGGAAUAUGGAACCUGAACAAAUUCUGAACAAGGCGAAUUUGCUCAAGGAAGCCAGCGGCGAGAAGCUCAAGCGCACCAAGAAACCCGUCACCAGUAUCAACGAGAGUGUAAGAGGCAUCUGGUCCCCGUACCACGGAGAUCUCAAGAUGAUCCUCGACAUGAACGGUGAUUCAGGCGUCCAGUUUGUGGCGGCGCGGCCAAGAAAGCGUCCUCAUCAUCAUAUGUCUGAAUCAUCACGAAGCCAGCAUCAGCCUCGCUGGCGCUCAGAAGCUGAACCAUCCUCGUCCCAAGGCCACAAUUCUCCGCAUAGCCGCCCACCGUUGCCACCGAUGAGAUAUCCUGGAGAUGGAUAUGAUUUUCGUCGGCCGAUAAUGUCUAACUCUCCUCUAACAGAGGAUAUAAUAGAUUUGACGAACGAGCCAGAUUCUCCGGAAGACCAGAGAAGACCGCAAAAUGGCGACUCGCGAACAACACCACGACUACCACGAUUUGGAAGAAACAUAAUGGCGGAAGUGGUCGAUCUUGAAGAACCAGAAGAUAUAAUUCGAGUAGAUUCCCCAAGCAGUCCGGAAGUGCAGUUUGUCGGAGCUACCGUUCGCCAGCCAGAGUCAGUGCCGGCACCUCCACCUAGAAAUCGGGGCUUCCUAGGGGCGAAUCUCUGGGACUUAAUACGAUUGCAGCGUGAAAUGGCACCGCGUCAUCUCAUGUCAAGAGAGGAAAGCUUCAGACAAGAAAUCGCAUGGAGAGCACGAGACCUUCAACGUCGUCCGCCCGAUGAGGUGGAUAUGUUUUUGCUUGGUGCUGCGGAGGAAGCUAUCGAUCUUGAGGAUGCCAUGGAUCUCGCGAUAGUCGGGGAUAGGUCAUUGAGAGUUGAGUAUCCUACUUCUGGGUUGACUUCGGAUAGAGGCUCCCGUCAGAGCUCGUACAAAGCGCCAAGUCCUCCCUCCGAAGGAUUUACGAGAAGCGCUGGGGAGGACGAUCUGGUCGUGUGCCCAAACUGUGAUGAGGAACUCGGAACAGGGGAUGAGACAAAGCAACAGAUAUGGGUAUCGAAACCUUGCGGACAUGUUCGUGCCAACUUCCUACCAUAUGUUGGGACCUAG
Aspergillus udagawae is the source of this 1362-nucleotide messenger RNA. RefSeq names its product mitochondrial 54S ribosomal mL43 domain-containing protein. The record is from RefSeq and is a predicted model, not a curated record. Gene Ontology annotation, cellular component: mitochondrial large ribosomal subunit. Lineage: Eukaryota; Fungi; Ascomycota; Eurotiomycetes; Eurotiales; Aspergillaceae. The transcript has 5 exons. Gene Ontology annotation, molecular function: structural constituent of ribosome. Bases 1 to 1362 code for a protein of 453 amino acids. Gene Ontology annotation, biological process: mitochondrial translation.